GGCGACCGGGAGUCGGGGACCGGCGGCGCUCGCUCGCAGAGGCGCCCCUCGGGGGAACCUGGGCCCGAGAGUCUGGGGGCCACCACCCACGGCCGGGCCGCGCGGGAAUCCAAGUCGGGAGGCGCCUCUCCAAGGUCAGCGGACGAGCGCGAGGAGGGUCCCGGGCGUCGCGGGGCCGAGCCCGCCCCCUUCCCUGGGCUCAGGUUUGAGAAGAAGCUGCCCGAGCCGACGCCGGUGAGGCGGCCGAGAUGGCAGAGCCCUACGUGAAGAAGCUGUCCACCGUCCUGCUGGAGGCCAUCACCGACAAGGACCCUCUGGUGCAGGAGCAGGUCUGUGGCGCCCUGUGCGCCCUCGGAGAGGCGCAACCAGCGGAGGUGCUCCGAGCCUGUGAGGAGUACCUGUGGCAGCACGAGAAGUUGGCACAUCCUUACCGGACGAUGAUCCUGAGGGCCAUGGAGACGGUCGUGAGCAGUCACAUCAGUGACCUGGACAAGGACAUGGCCAGGGCUGUCAUCUUUCUGGCCUCCAGCGAGAUGACCAGGGUGAAGGACUUGGUGUGUGACUGGCAGCAGGCUGCCAGCAACGUCCUGGUGGCUGUUGGGAAGCAGUUCAUCGGCCUGGUGAUGGAGGAGGUGCUGAGCAAGUUCCAGCCUGGGGCCCUGCCGCACUACUUCGUCGUGCAGACCCUCGCCAACCUGGCGGCUUCCAACGUGUUCGGCAUGGUGCCCUUCCUGACGUCCAUCCUGAGCACCAUGCUCCCCAUGCUGGGCAUGGCCAAGCACGAUACGAUGAGGGUGGCGUUUUGCUGUGCUCUGCAGCACUUCAGCGAGAGCACCCUGGAGUACCUGGCCAACCUGGACCAAGCCCCAGACCCCACGGUCAGGAAGGACACCUUUGCCACUGACAUCUUCAGCGCCUACGACAUCCUCUUUAACCACUGGCUACAGAGCCGUGAGGCCAAGCUCCGGCUCGCCGUGGUGGAGGCUCUGGGGCCCAUGAGCCACCUGCUGCCCAGUGAGAAGCUGGAGGAGCAGCUCCCCAAGCUGCUGCCGGGGGUCCUGGCCCUCUACAGGAAGCACGCCGAGACCUUCCACGUGUCCAAGAGCCUGGGCCAGAUCCUUGAGGCUGCGGUGAGCGUGGGCAGCCGCACGCUGGAGGCCCAGCUGGACGCGCUCCUGGCUGCUCUACACGCUCAGAUCUGUGUGCCCGUGGAGUCGUCCAGCCCUCUGGUGGUGAGCAACCGAAAGGAGGUGUUACGCUGCUUCACUGUGCUGGCGUGCUGUUCGCCUGACCGCCUGCUGGCCUUCCUGCUGCCCAAGCUCGAUGCCAACAACGAGAGGACCCGCGUGGGCACCCUGCAGGUCGUGAGGCACGUCAUCAACUCAGCUGCUUCUCAGAUGGAAGUGAGGAAGCCCUUUAUUCUCUCCUCCAUGAGGCUUCCUCUUCUGGACACCAACAGCAAGGUGAAGCGGGCAGUGGUGCAGGUGAUCAGUGCCAUGGCACACCACGGCUACCUGGAACAGCCUGGAGGAGAGGCCAUGGUCGCGUACAUCGUGCAGCAGUGCGCGCUGCCCCCCGAGGCCGAGCCUCAGAAGCCGGGUCCCGACAGCGAGGACCCCGCCACGGACAGUGUGCGGGACGUCAGCAUCAGCACCCUCUACCUGGUCAGCACCACCGUGGACAGGAUGAGCCACGUCCUCUGGCCGCACCUGCUCGAGUUUCUCACCCCCGUGCGAUUCACCGGGGCGCUGACCCCGCUCUGCAGGAGCCUCGUGCACCUGGCCCAGAAGAGGGAGGAGGUGGGGGCCGAUGCCUUCCUCAUCCAGUACGACAGCAACGUGACCCUCCCUUCACCCUACGCCAUCACCACGAGACUCCUGACCGUGUCUUCCAACCCCUACCUGGGGGACGGCCGCGGGGCCGCCUCGCUGCGUCUCUUGAGCGUCCUGCAUCGUAACAUCCACCCUCUGCUGGGUCAGCGGUGGGCCACCACCGUCCCCCUGCUGCUGGAACACCUGGAUGAACAUACUGAAGAGACCCUGUCCCAGAAGGAGUGGGAGGAAAGGCUGCUGGCGUUCCUUCGGGACACUCUGGCUGUCGUGUCUGACAACACGUGGAUUUGCCAGCUGAGCCUAGAGAUGUGCAGACAGCUGCCCUGCUACAACGGGACGCCCCAGGAGAAGAACUUCCUGUAUAAAUGCAUUGGAACCACGCUGGGUGCCGCUUCGAGCAAGGAGGUGGUGAGGAAGCAUCUGCAAGAGCUUCUGGAGACGGCCAGACACCAGGAGGAGGCCGAGCGCGAGGGCCUCGCCUGUUGCUUUGGGAUCUGUGCCACCUCUCACCUGGAUGAUGUCCUGGCCCAGCUGGAGGACUUCAUGAGGUCAGAUGUGUUCAGAAGAUCCACCGGCAUUUUCAACAUUUUUAAGGACCGAAGUGAGAACGAGGUGGAAAAGGUGAAGUCAACUCUGAUCCUGUGUUACGGCCACGUGGCAGCACGGGCCCCCCGCGAGCUGGUGCUGGCCAAGGUCGAGUCGGACAUCCUCCGGAACAUAUUCCAGUACUUCAGCACCAAGGUUCUGGGAAUAAAGGUAGAGACCAAGGACCCGGCUCUGAAGCUGUGUCUCAUCCAGAGUGUGUGCAUGGCCAGCCAGGCCAUCUGCAGCAGCGCCCAAGCUGGCUCUUUCCACUUCUCGAGGAAAGCGGAGCUGGUGGCACAGAUGAUGGAGUUCAUCAAGGCAGAGCCCCCAGACUCCCUGAGAACGCCCAUCCGGAAGAAGGCCAUGCUUGCCUGCACUUACCUGGUCUCCCUGGAGCCAGCGCUGGAAGAGCGAGUGCAGGCGGACUUGAUCCGCGGCUGUCUACACAGCGUCAUGGGUGUGCUGCCUGAGCCCGAGGGGGAGGAGGACCGCCAGGAGUCCCUGUAUCUGGACACUAUGCGCGCCCUUGAGGAUUUGCUGACAAGCCUCCUUCGGCGGAACAUGACCCCGCAGGGCCUGCAGAUCAUGGUGGAGCACCUGAGCCCGUGGAUCAGGUCCCCACGGGGCCACGAGAGGGUGCGGGCGCUGGGCCUGAGCGCCUGCCUGCUGCAGCACUUCCUGGAGCACCUGCACGUCAGCGCCCUGGUGCCCUUCCACAACCUGGGCCUCCUCAUUGGCCUCUUCUCCCCACGGUGCGCGGACUUGUGGCCUGCCACCCGCCAGGAGGCUGUGAGCUGCGUCCACGCCCUGCUGUACCUCCAGCUGGGCUAUGAGGGCUUCUCCCGUGACUACCGGGAUGAUGUGGCCGAGCAGCUCCUCGCCCUCAAAGAAGGCCUCGUGCACCCCGACCCCGCCGUCCUCUUCCACACCUGCCACGGCAUAGCCCAGAUUAUUGCCAAGCGCCUCCCGCCAGAGCAACUCAUCAGCCUCCUGCUGACCUUGUUUGAGAGUCUGGGAGACCCGGACAAGAACUGUUCGAGGGCGGCUACCAUCAUGGUCAACUGCCUGCUGAGGGAGCGAGGGAGCAUGCUCCAGGAGAAGCCACACCUGCACCCUGUGGCGGGCGCUGGCCCUGGAGCCCAGCCUCACCGCACAGGUCCUGGGGCUGCUCCUGGAGAAGAUGAGCAGGGACGUCCCGUUCAAGGAGACCCGGGCCUUCCUGCUAAGCAGCUCCCCUGGCCGCGAGGCCACGCUGCUGCCCCUUGCGGCCACGUGUGCCCUGCACGAGGUCCUGAGCGCCCUGGAGUCUGGGCCCGCGGUGCUCGAGCUGUACCCGCAGCUGUUUGCCGCGCUCCUGCUGCGGGUCAGCUGCACCCUGGGCGUCCUGCUGCCCCGGAGCCUGCAGGCCAAGGAGAGGAGGAGCGUGGGCUCGGCCGUGGCCCCCAGGAGCCUCGAGCCCUGCAGCCUCGGUGCUCGGCCCUGGGUCCCUGCUCCUUCUGCACCAGAGCCGCUUCUUCCGGCAGAAAGCGUGCAGUGGCCUCACCGCCUCUCCCCAGGGCCCCCUACAGGGGUCAGAUCCCCAGCCCCGCGGGGAGGGCUCAGCACCAGCCCCUCCACCACUGGCCUGUGCAGGCACCUUCCCUCUCUGCUCUUUUCGGGGGUGCGGGCCCUGGUGGUCUGCCAAGUGGGCCCUGGGGCGGGAGAGCGGGACAGGCAGGGUGGAGCUGCUUGAGGGAGGUGGUGGGUGGAAGGCCUCAACAGCUCGGGCGUCGGUCCCUGGGGUCGUCCCUGGGCCCACCACAGUGGCACUUCGGAGCCCAAUCGACGGCCCCGGGGCCACGGGGCAAAGGGAGGAAGCUGAUACCCCAGGGCCUGCAGACCUCCCCACCCGUUCCAGGCACGUGGGGCCGGACGGGCCCCGUGCCCCGUGGUGGGGACAGACGGGGGCAGCGUCAGUACGCCCCGCCCCGCCGCCACCGCCGCCACAGGAGCACCCGGGCCUGGCGCUCUGGGAGGGGCCGCGUGCCGGAGCCCGGAGCCCACCCGGCUCUGCGCAGACCGAGCAGAAAAUGCGAAUGCGCUGGCAGACACCGCCGGGACUGCACGCCACGGCUCGCGAGCCCUCAGCGGGGGCCCUGGGCUGCCACCCCCUGAGCUGAGACGUGCGCGGAGCCAGGCGCAGGUAGAGGAGGCCCGUCAGGCCACGGUAUGGGCCGCAUCCGUAAGAGCUCCAGGCAGCGGGGUGGACGAGCCAGGGAGGUGCCUUCUCAGCCAAACCUGCAUCUCCCCACUUUAGAUUGGCCGUAGCCAAAAAUCGCCCUAAAUGAGCCGUCUUGGUCAAAGGCAGGCCACCUGGUGGAUGCCCCUACCUCGGUUGCUGGCCGUGUCAGGUCAAGCGUCCACCCUGGGCCGGGAGCUCCCAGGGCCGGCGGUGCGGGGCCACACGCAUCUGCAGGCCGGUGUGAGGCCUGGAGUGAGAGGUGGCCACUCGCAGGGGCGAGGUCAACACCGGGCCGGGGCUGCUAUGGCCCCGAGGCUCCCCACGUGGGGUUCCGAGAGCCCCGACGAGCUCUCUUCGGGCCUCGGGCUUUGGUGUGAGGUUCUCCCGGGUGCCAGACCCAUGCUGCUCCCCACCCCCCAACCCCCCACCCCCGACCCGGGACCAUGGGCCGUGCCCCUGCGGCCUGCCCGCCGCCAGCCCCGCGUGCCCCAGCUGGGCCCCGUGGGCGCAGCCCCCACCAACCGGGGAGACAGGAGAGCCAAGUGCCUGCAGGGCUGUGGGGGCAGGCACAGCAGCAGGCUCAGCCCGGCCCAGCCCACCCCUGGCCGAGUUUCUAGAGGGAGCCGGGCACAUCCUGGCUCCCAGGUGGGAGGCCCUUCCUCACUGGCACAGAGCCCCAUCUGUGGUCCCCUCCUUGGGCUCCGGGGUGUCCCAGGGUGGGUGUGGCUGUGCGCACGCGAAAGCAGGGGACUUAGGUGCAGGAACAGAGCCUGAUUCUCAGGGUGUCAGGCAUGUCUGAGGCCAGACACGUCUGUGGUGCAGCCACAGCCCCAGGCCUUUGGAGACCCUGCUCCUCCCUGCCUACUGACACUGGGUUUCCCAGGCACUCAUCCGAAGGCUCCGUGCUGCCCAGGCAAGAAGAGUCAGACGCCGAUCUGUCUUUUGGGUUCAUUUUUGUUAACGAUUUUGUUUUCUUUUUCUUCUUGUCUUAGUUUAAUUAAUGAAGGUCUUUAAAGCAAGGGACAAAAGCUGUUGGUUGUUACCCUAAAAGUGCCGGAGGGCCCUGCCUGCUUCCAGAGGGUCUUGGGGACGCUGCCCAUCGUGGGGGAUGGGUGGCCAGAUGUCUCAGCAGCUUGAGACCAGAGAGGAGGGGAGGCUGCUCCCCAAGAGCACGGGUCUGUGCGUAUGGUACGGAGCAGAGGGACACACGGGGCCUCUGCCGCCCUCACCCCGCCCCCCAAACCCACCCCCGCGUGUCCCGCAGCUGCGCGGUGGAUGCUCUGCAGGCUAUGCUGCUCCGGGGGGGUAAUGAGGACGUGGUGCGGCGUGUGGAGCUGGAGGGGGGCUGGCAGCUGCUCAGGACCUCGGCAGGACAUGAGGAGGGGGUCACCCGGCUAGCCAGGUAAG
Felis catus (domestic cat) is the source of this 6045-nucleotide messenger RNA. It is a transcript of the gene MROH1, whose product is annotated as maestro heat like repeat family member 1. The transcript has 34 exons. Gene Ontology annotation, molecular function: protein binding. The record is from RefSeq and is a predicted model, not a curated record. Gene Ontology annotation, cellular component: cytoplasm. Lineage: Eukaryota; Metazoa; Chordata; Mammalia; Carnivora; Felidae. The coding region runs from base 249 to 4571 and encodes 1440 amino acids.